AUGUUGGACAAACUUGAAGAUCGACUACGUCUGAAGAGUGUCAAAUCGGACCGACCGGAAGAUGAGGCCGCGCCGAAACGAUUGAAGAGGAAUGGACAUAAACGGGAAGCGCAUACUUUGUCGAUGUCGAGGCCGAGUAAGAAACCGACUCCCCAAGUUGACGACGAAAGCAGACACGUUGUCCAAACAAGCUUCAAGGGCGUCGACGACAACGAUGGAAGUCACAAAGGGUCAGAGAAGCAUCCGCCAUUACCAGCGCCUUCACCGACGCCCAGCCGUGGUGAUGAUCACCCUGAUGCAGUUGCCCGAACGAUCACAGAAAUGAAUCGACAUCCGCUGCUAUCAGUAUUGUCAGCGCUACCAGCACAUCAAUUGCAUCCUCGCGCUGAAGUAAGGACGAUGAACUGGUGGAGGGAUGCCCACAUCCCACGGCCUCAGGCUCGGCCUCGAGCUCGACAUCGGAGGAUCGAACUGGCAGAUGCGAGAAAACCAUAG
Molecule: messenger RNA, 495 nt
Organism: Exophiala xenobiotica
Lineage: Eukaryota; Fungi; Ascomycota; Eurotiomycetes; Chaetothyriales; Herpotrichiellaceae
Exons: 1
Coding region: 1-495 (164 amino acids)
Source: RefSeq, a predicted model, not a curated record